Messenger RNA from Amoebophrya sp. A25, 1026 nucleotides. NCBI's taxonomy places the organism in Eukaryota, Dinophyceae, Syndiniales, Amoebophryaceae. The record is from the annotation of a GenBank genome assembly.
GGUAGUUCAUCGAAUCAGACUGACAUCUUAUCUCCUGAUGAUCAUGUAGAUGUACAUGUAGCCUUCUGAUUGUUUUCAUUCUACAUAUCUUUAUUUCGAACACUAUUCUUUGUCGCUGCAGGGUUCUUUUGCUCAGCAUAUUAGAAUAUAGGAUAGACGUAGACCAGUUCUUCUUCUUUUGCUUGGUUUUAAAAUAUAGUACGAAGUGGACAACUUCGACCUAGUACAGUUAGACCUAGUUCAACCACAGCCACACAAAACAAGAAAAUGGGGGAGCAGGUUCGCGUUCUUCAUCUGCUGUGCAAGCACGAAAAGAGCAGAAACCCGGUUUCUAGACGGACCAAUCAGAGCACUGGAGACGUCUCUGUGGCCCAAGCGCAUCAAGAGCUGAAAAAAUAUGAAGAUGACUUCAAGGUACAUCUUCUAUUUUCUCGUCAAGUGUAGUUGUAAUAUUAGUAGAAGUUAAAUUGAUUUAGAUGUGCGAAGGAAACAAAGUCAGUUUUCAUCCAGUGGAACAACUUGUUCUAGUAAUAAACAAAAAUAUAAAUUUUCUUACAGUGAUCUUUAUAUUCAUCGACUAUGGAUUUCUGGUCGUAUUAUCGAGUUUAUGUGAAAGGUGAUAAUAAUCACUCAGAAUAAGACAAACAAUAUCACAUCCUACACUGCAGAAACUGCAAGGGCAAGACCUGGUAGAUGCGUUUGCGAAAGCAUGUCAAGGACGUUCGGAUUGCGGUAAUUUAAAUUUUUGAUUCAAGUAUUAAUGAGAUGAAGAUCGAAAUUACACGAACAUGGUAGAAAAACAAAAAAGUAGUGUUCUACUUACUUGGAAUGCAUAUGCAGCAAGAGCAAACAAGAAAAAAUCCCUUCUACUCAGGUUCGUACGCGCAAGGAGGCGAUCUGAACUUUUUUGGUCCAGGACAGAUGCAAAAGCCGUUUGAGGAUGCAUCUUUUGCCUUACAGGUUGGCCAAAUUAGUAGUAUCGUCGAUACGGAUUCGGGAAGUCACCUGAUAUUGCGAAUUGCGUGA